Messenger RNA from Pelobates fuscus (common spadefoot toad), 2044 nucleotides. RefSeq names its product protein phosphatase 5 catalytic subunit (gene PPP5C). Lineage: Eukaryota; Metazoa; Chordata; Amphibia; Anura; Pelobatidae. Gene Ontology annotation, molecular function: hydrolase activity; protein binding. The transcript is spliced from 13 exons. The coding region runs from base 16 to 1590 and encodes 524 amino acids. The record is from RefSeq and is a predicted model, not a curated record.
CUUGACAUUCACAAGAUGGCCGCCACGUUACAUCCUCCCCCCAUUGCCAGUCUCAAUGUGGUGGCCGGAUGUCGCUCUCCUGGUGACGCACGAAGGGUGACCGGCAGCGUGAAGAUGGCAGAGGGAGAGCGGGCAGCGGAUACCGGAGGCGGGGAGACCGGAGAGAAGACGGCUGAGGAGUUAAAAGAGAAAGCCAACGAGUACUUCCGGGUGAAGGAUUAUGAUCGGGCUGUGGAGUAUUACACAAAGGCCAUCGCUCUGAAUCCAGAUACUGCAAUAUACUAUGGAAACCGCAGCCUGGCGUAUCUCCGCACUGAAUGUUAUGGCUAUGCUUUGGCCGAUGCUUCCCAGGCUAUUCAACUGGAUGCCAAGUACAUCAAAGGCUAUUACCGGCGAGCAGCCAGCAAUAUGGCCCUGGGGAAACUCAAAGCUGCCCUGAAGGAUUAUGAAACGGUGGUUAAGGUUCGUCCCCACGACAAGGAUGCCCAGAUGAAAUUUCAGGAGUGCAGCAAAAUGGUUAGACAGAAGGCGUUUGAACGUGCAAUUGCUUGCGACUCGAACAAUCGCUCCGUUGUUGACUCCUUGAACAUUGAAGGAAUGACUAUUGAAGAUGAGUACACCGGUCCCCAGUUACAGGAUGGCAAAGUCACAUUGGAUUUUAUGAUAGAAUUAAUGAAAUUUUAUAAAGAUCAGAAAAGGCUUCACCGGAAGUGUGUAUACCAGAUGCUAGUACAGAUGAAAGAAAUUCUGUCGAAACUUCCCAGCCUAGUGGAAAUCACACUGGACAAGUCUGAACAGGUGACAGUCUGUGGUGAUACACAUGGCCAGUUUUAUGAUUUCAUGAAUAUAUUCCAACUCAAUGGGCUCCCGUCUGAAAGUAAUCCAUAUAUAUUCAAUGGUGACUUUGUGGACCGCGGCUCAUUUUCAGUGGAGGUUAUUGUGACACUAUGUGGCUUCAAACUACUUUACCCAGCUCAUUUCCACCUACUACGAGGUAACCAUGAGACAGACACUAUGAACCAAAUGUAUGGCUUUGAAGGCGAGGUGAAGGCCAAGUACUCUAACCAGAUGUUCCAGCUGUUUAGUGAGGUUUUCCAGUGGCUGCCGCUGGCAAUGUGCAUUAAUAAUCGCGUGCUGAUUAUGCACGGAGGCCUGUUCUCAGAGGACGGAGUAACUUUGGAUCAAAUCCGGAAUAUUGAAAGGAACCGUCAGCCUCCAGAUUCAGGGCCAAUGUGUGACUUGCUGUGGUCUGAUCCCCAACCACAGGACGGAAGGUCUACUAGCAAGCGGGGUGUGAGCUGUCAAUUUGGUCCAGAUGUUUCAAGAAGGUUCCUAAAAGAGAAUGGUCUUGAUUAUAUUAUACGCAGUCACGAGGUGAAACCCGAAGGAUACGAGGUGUGUCACGAUGGGCUUUGUGUGACUGUCUUCUCCGCACCCAACUACUGUGAUCAGAUGGGUAAUAAAGGUGCAUAUAUACAUCUCAGUGGUUCAGACCUAAAGCCCAAGUUCCACCAGUUUGAGGCAGUGCCGCACCCCAAUGUCAAGCCAAUGAUGUACGCAAAUUCUCUGCUCCAGAUGGGAAUGAUGUGAGGAGGUUUCAGGCAAUGGUGCUCGCACUGCAGCUGCUCCCCCACGGAGGGGAACUUCGGAAGAGACUGAAAGAGUUGCUCUGUAUUUUUCCCCAUCUCCCCCUCCACAGUUGGAGGUGUUACAGGGAAACAAAAGGAAUAUUUUUAAUACUGUAAAUGAGGCAGAAGUACAAGGGGCAGACAAGAGUUUGGGAGUGUUAUUUCACGUGUUAGCUGAGGGCGGGAUGUGUGUGUGUGUGUGCGUGGGCCUUGCUGUCUGCAGUGAGUGAGACGUGUGGCUGAAUGUGUGUGUGUGUGGGUCAUAUCAGCUAGAAACGCACAAUAAUCAUAUCCCUGGUCCCUCCUGUAUUACAUUUCCGUAUAUCUUUACCCUCCUGUAUACGUUCCAUGUGUGCAAUACCCCCUCGCGCUGUCUGUAAUUUACAAGCUUCUAAUAAAGAUUACAAUCAACUUCA